GCGCAGGCGCGAGCGUGUGGGUCUCGCCGCGCGCGGCGCUCGGUUGGAGCGGGAGUGAGUGAGUUCCUGGGCGCGGAGACCCGGCAGCCGGCGGCCGCCCCCGGCGCCAUGGCAGCCCUGCGCUACGCGGGUCUGGACGACACGGACAGCGAGGACGAGCUGCCCCCGGGCUGGGAGCAGAGAACCACCAAGGACGGCUGGGUUUACUAUGCCAAUCACGCUGAGGAGAAGACCCAGUGGGAACAUCCAAAAACUGGAAAAAGAAAACGAAUAGCAGGAGAUUUGCCCUAUGGAUGGGAACAAGAAACUGAUGAGAAUGGACAAGUUUUUUUUGUUGACCAUAUAAAUAAAAGAACCACCUAUUUGGACCCAAGACUGGCAUUUACGGUGGAUGAUAACCCUACAAAGCCCACCAGCAGGCAGAGGUAUGAUGGUGGCACCACCGCCAUGGAGAUCCUCCAGGGCCGGGACUUCACUGGCAAAGUGGUUGUGGUCACCGGAGCUAAUUCAGGAAUAGGGUUUGAAACUGCCAAGUCUUUUGCCCUCCAUGGUGCACAUGUGAUCCUCGCCUGUAGGAAUAUGACAAGGGCCAAUGAAGCUGUGUCACAGAUUUUAGGAGAAUGGCACAAAGCCAAGGUAGAAGCAAUGACCCUGGACCUCGCUCUGCUCCGUAGUGUGCAGCAUUUUGCUCAAGCGUUCAAGGCCAAGAAUGUAUCUCUUCAUGUGCUUGUGUGCAAUGCAGCGGCUUUUGCCCUACCCUGGAGCCUCACAAAAGAUGGCCUGGAGACCACCUUCCAGGUGAAUCACCUGGGGCACUUCUACCUUGUCCAGCUCCUUCAGGAUGUCUUGUGCCGCUCAGCUCCUGCCCGAGUAGUUGUGGUCUCCUCCGAGUCCCAUAGAUUCACAGAUAUUAAUGAUUCCUCGGGAAAACUGGACUUCAGCCGCCUUUCUCCAUCUAAAAGUGACUAUUGGGCCAUGCUGGCUUACAACCGGUCCAAACUCUGCAAUAUUCUCUUCUCCAACGAGCUCCACCGCCGCCUGUCACCUCGUGGGGUCACAUCGAAUGCCGUGCAUCCUGGAAACAUGAUGUACUCCUCCAUUCAUCGCAACUGGUGGGUGUACACGCUGCUGUUUACCUUGGCCCGGCCAUUCACCAAAUCCAUGCAACAAGGAGCUGCCACCACCGUCUACUGCGCUGCGGCUCCGGAGCUUGAGGGCCUGGGAGGGAUGUACUUCAACAACUGCUGCCGCUGCAUGCCGUCCGCCGAGGCUCAGAGCGAAGAGACGGCCCGGGCCCUGUGGGCGCUCAGCGAGAGGCUGAUCCAGGAAGGGCUUGGCGGCCAGUCGGGCUAAGGGGAGCUCCGGUGAGCAUCCGCGCACACCCACCCCGCUGCCAACGCUGGCCCCCCGCCAACCUCUUAUCCGGGGGCUUUCCACGUCCCCCUCCACCCCCCCUUGACUCAGAUCCGCCAGAGCAAAGGAAAUAAGAGUAGUCACAACAUAGUGAAAAAAUGUCAAGUACCCACGGGAAGCAGGGAAUUGCAGGGCCAAGCGGACAAUCUCUCUUCUCUGGGGCUGGGUGAGGCUGGCAAGUCUCUUUGCUUUCCUGUCGGGGGCCUGUUUAGGUGGUGUGCAGGUUCCUUGUCUCACUGGGGAAGCCCAAGCAAUUCUGCAGCACUGUUUCAAAAAGCCAGGUGUCCUCCCCCCACCCCCCGGCCACCCCCACAAGCACAGCCUGCCGUGGCCACACUGUAAUCAGGAGCUGGCCUUCGUCUGUGCAGGGAAGAAGAGGCGAGUGUCCAUCCUGUCAUUCACCCUGACCAAGUCUGAGUGGGCAUGGCAGUGACCAGGGGAGAGAGCUCUCAGACCCCUGAUCCAGCCAGCCAAGAGGGAGGUGACACUUAGAAAUGGGUGGAAUACACAGAGCGGGUGGGUCGCCAGAGGGCUGGCCCACCGACCCCCUCGCCAAAGCUGCACAAAAAAAAAUUCUUCAGAGAGGAUAGCAAACGAAUUUUGCAAAUCAUUCCCUAGAUACCUUGGCAGGCAAGAAAGGAAGCAUUGCAUCCAUGAGCAUAUACAGGAUAUUUGGGGGGCAGAGGAUAAAAAGUUGUUCUGUUCACUCUACAUUUACAGUUUCCAGAGGCAUCCCGACCGUGGAGGCUCAGUGCCUCCCCGUCACCCUGCUCGAGCGUUCCGCUUCCACUUCCUCUCCUCCCGUCCAACGCUUAAUAAAAGAACAUGCUUGAAUAUGA
Messenger RNA from Nyctereutes procyonoides (raccoon dog), 2252 nucleotides. It is a transcript of the gene WWOX, whose product is annotated as WW domain containing oxidoreductase. Gene Ontology annotation, biological process: positive regulation of transcription by RNA polymerase II; hippo signaling. Bases 109 to 1353 code for a protein of 414 amino acids. The record is from RefSeq and is a predicted model, not a curated record. The transcript is spliced from 9 exons. Lineage: Eukaryota; Metazoa; Chordata; Mammalia; Carnivora; Canidae. Gene Ontology annotation, cellular component: nucleus; cytoplasm. Gene Ontology annotation, molecular function: protein binding; transcription coactivator activity.